Alternaria arborescens is the source of this 1098-nucleotide messenger RNA. RefSeq lists its product as hypothetical. The record is from RefSeq and is a predicted model, not a curated record. Lineage: Eukaryota; Fungi; Ascomycota; Dothideomycetes; Pleosporales; Pleosporaceae. Gene Ontology annotation, cellular component: anaphase-promoting complex. Gene Ontology annotation, biological process: anaphase-promoting complex-dependent catabolic process. The transcript has 2 exons. The coding region runs from base 1 to 1098 and encodes 365 amino acids.
AUGUUUUCGUUACCCAUGAUCGCGCCGCGCCCAGAUGCCAGCCUCUGGCCUUCCCACCACACCACCCAUGCCGCCUUUGAGGACACCCACUCGCACUCUCCACCAGACACAUCUCAUGGCCACAACAGCCGGCGGCCAACUUCGCACCACGGCCCACGUCGCCACCAGAACCAUCUCCUAUCCAGCCUGACUGCCGACGAAAACACAAUCGCGCAGCGCAAACUCAAUGUCCGCAGAUUCGGCGCGGGUUGGCUGCGUCCGCCUGGUGUCACCAAAACACUGCAAGCGAUUGACGACGAAAGGCUAGAGAAGGAGGAGCAAGAGAUGAUGCAGCGUAGAGAGCAAGUAAUGAUGGACCUAGCAGCCGCACAGCAGGAUGCUGCAAACGAGGAGCAAAGGGAAAGAGGAGAAAUGGAAGAAGAUGCCGGAGAAGGAGAAGUAGAACGGGAUCUUGACGAUGAAGUUCCUGAGGCACAAAGCACACCCAGUGCAUCUGAAGUAUCGAGUGACGAAGAAUCAGAGGAGGAAGAGGAGGGAAGUGAAGUCAGUGGCGACGUCCAAGAAGAAAGCACUGUACCGUUCAAUGAGGAUAGCUUCAUAGAAGGCAGCAUGCUCGAAGCAGAAGUGUCUCAUAUGCUGGAGAUGGAAGAGGCGGAAAUGGCAGGCGUGUUGCAAGACGAACGCGAUCUCGAUGACGAUGUUCCUGAAGCUGGGAGCUACGAACACACGGAUUCUGAACUCGAAGAUGACAGCGAUCUGGAUACCAGCGCUCUUCCACCUGGACUCAGCUCCGUGCGUUCGAGGCGCUCAACAAGGCGCCGUUCAAGUGGACGUCGUAAUUCGAGUCGCAGAAGCUCGGGGCUGCCUGGUGGUAUGUUGUUCGGGGGUGGACAUCCUGCGGUUGGAAGGGUCAGUCUCGGGGUCGAUCUGGGAAAUGGAAGGAGUAGCUUUGGUAUGGACGGGAGUAGUUCAUUUCUUGAAGGUAGCUCUUUUCUGCGGAGUUCGCCGGCGGGGAAUGCUGCGGCCAAUAGGGGCAGCUUGAGAGAUAGGUUUUUGGGUGCUGCGAGAGGUGGUGGAGGCAGCAGCAGGAGGGCUUAG